Spirometra erinaceieuropaei is the source of this 1515-nucleotide messenger RNA. NCBI's taxonomy places the organism in Eukaryota, Metazoa, Platyhelminthes, Cestoda, Diphyllobothriidea, Diphyllobothriidae. The record is from the annotation of a GenBank genome assembly.
AUGGUAAACUUUUAUCGCCGGUUCCUACCGAAGUGUGCCGACCUUAUGCUGCCACUCACCAACUUGCCCUCUGGUCCCAAGGGUCCCCUUGAGUUACGUGGCCACGCGCUGACUGCUUUUGAGAGAAUUAAGACCUCCCUUGCUGAUGCUACCUUGCUCACUCAUCCUGCUCCAGAGGCCCCAUUGUCCCUGACGGUUGAUGCUUCGACCGUUGCCGUAGGAGCAGUCCUCCAACAGCAUAUCAACGACUCGACACGACCGUUGACAUUCUUCUCCAAGAAGCUUUCAUCUGCCGAGACGAGAUAUAGCACGUUUGGCCGUGAACUUCUUGCCAUUUACCUAGCCGUAAAACAUUUCCGACACUUCCUUGAGGGUCGUGACUUCACAAUUUUCACAGACCACAAACCACUUACAUUUGCCACCCGGUCCCACUCUGACAAGUAUAACCCGAGAGAGAUUUCUCAUUUGGAUUACAUCUCGCAAUUCACCACUCACAUCCGCCACAUUGAUGGCCCGAAGAAUGCGGUGGCGGACAUGCUGUCCAGACCUUCCCUCUCGGCGUUUCACCUCUCACACGGGAUUGAUCUUGGUGCUAUGGCGACUGAACAACGACGUGUUGGAUGUCCUGGCGACGAGUCUGUUGACAGUCUUCAAUUAUUUGACAUCCCAUUGACCACCGGCACUGGCACAAUCCUUUGUGACGUAUCGACUCCUAUUCAACGCCCUUAUGUGCCUGCCUCGAUGCGUCGAGCUGUUUUUAAAACUCUCCACGGACUCUCCCAUCCUGGGAUUCGAGCCUCACAGAAGCUCCUCGCGGAAAGGUUCGUAUGGCCUGGGUUGAACAAGGAUGUGAAAGCUUGGACACGAUCGUGCCUUUGCUGUCAACGUAACAAGGUUCAACGCCAGAACAAGUCUCCAUCGGGCACGUUACCCAGCUCCGAUGCACGGUUCAACCAUGUUCAUUUAGAUGUCGUAGGUCCUUUACCUCCAUCCAAUGGCUAUACUCACCUUCGCACCUGCGUUGAUCGCUAUACCCGUUGGCCGAAAGCCAUUCCUUUACCGAAUGUGCAAGCGGAGACCAUUGUGAAAGCCUUCGUCAGUCGUUGGGUCGCCAUAUUCGGUGCGCCAUCCAUGAUUACGACUGUUCGAGGCGCGCAGUUUGAGUGCACACUUUUCCAAACUCUCCUCAACUUCCUCAACCGUAUUCGGACGACGGCCUACCACCCAGCUGCCAACGGCAUGGUUGAGCGUUUCCACCGCCAGCUAAAAACUGCACUGCGUGCCGCAGAAGAUCCCGAAAACUGGUCAGGCAAUGUACCCGUUGCACUUCUUGGCAUUCGUGCGGCACUGAAGUCAGACUUGGACUGCAACGUAGCCGAAUUGGUUUUCGGCACUACCCUCCGACUCCCUGGUGAGAUGGUCACCCCAACCUCUCGUGGUACCGAAGAGACCCCCGAAAAUUUUGUGCAUCGUCUGCGACAAUUCAUGCGCUCGCUGUCCCGGUUCCACCUCUAG